Etheostoma spectabile (orangethroat darter) is the source of this 6078-nucleotide messenger RNA. Its product is annotated as dystroglycan. Gene Ontology annotation, molecular function: laminin binding; calcium ion binding. The transcript has 4 exons. Gene Ontology annotation, cellular component: dystroglycan complex; dystrophin-associated glycoprotein complex; sarcolemma. Lineage: Eukaryota; Metazoa; Chordata; Actinopteri; Perciformes; Percidae. The record is from RefSeq and is a predicted model, not a curated record. Bases 947 to 3601 code for a protein of 884 amino acids. Gene Ontology annotation, biological process: morphogenesis of an epithelium; axon guidance; muscle attachment.
CUCGGCAGCGGACAUUCGUGCGGAGGAGCCCGGGAGCGCGGGACGUGUUUCAGCCCAGACGUGGAUCCCCAGAGUCCGGCAGCAGAACCCUCUCCAUCUCCAUCCGGGUCCGCAGCGCCGCUUCACCGCGACACAAAAUAAUGUGAUUUCCCAUUUCUUCUUCUUCUUUCUUUCUUUCUUUUUGUGUUUUGAUUCCACUCGUUAUUAUAACAUUUAUUUUCGCUCUAUUGUUUUUGUAGCUUCAUCAUUUCCUAUUUUUUCCCCAAAAUUCCACUUCGGGGAUAUUUUUCCAUUUUCUGGGGAUUUAACGUCUUUUGAAAAUUGUGCAUCGGCUUCUUUCUUAUUUUUUUUUUUAUUUUUUGUAACCUUCCGCGGCGACAGUAACUUUGGAGCCAGCCGGGGCGCAGGACGGGGAUUUGACAACGGGGAUCCAGCCUAUAUUGGUCCGCUGGACUGUGUGUGUGUGUGUGUGUGGGGGGGGGAUAAAGGGGGACAGCAGGAAAAACCCCGAGCCACCGGCGCCAGCCUGACUCCGGUCUCCGGUUUCCUGAAAGGAGCGCAGAGGAUUUAGCGCGGAUCACGGGGAGGGAUAUAGCCCGCGCCUGGAGGAGAUUUGACGAUCUCAGAGGAGCUCGGCUCACAAUGGGACUCCCAACCCUCUGAGGGGGGGGGCAACAGGCCGAGGGGGGGGGCAACAGACCGAGGGGGGGGGAAUGGAGGAGGAGGAAUAAAGCCAAAAGACAGAGAGAGAGGGGGGAGAAGAGGACAAAAGAGAAGGAGGGAAGAUUCCAGCCCGGAGGGACGGAGAUUUGGGAUUUGCUUUGGAUUUGUUGUGGGUGCAUGCCCCCCCCUGAGUCCCCCCCCCCACCCCCUUCCACCUCGGACAUCCUCCCUUUUUUUAUUUUGCUUCCCGCGUCGUUGACGCGCAAGAAAAGGACGAAGAAGAAUGCACGGAGAUCUGAUUCUGGGCGGCUCCGCCGGGCCGAUGGGGGGCCCGGACCCGAGCCCCCCCAGGACUAGGGGCUUGGUCCUGGUCUUGCUCGUGGCCGUGGCGUGCCGGCUCUCCCCGGUGGGGGGGGAGCGGGGGGGCGAGCUGGAGGCCUCCAUGCACUCGUCGCUGCUCGACGACUUCCAGGAAGUGACGGAGCGGAUCCGCGCGCUGGAGGACGCCGCGAUGACUCAGCAGAACAUGGCCGCCGCCGCCGCCCCCCCCCCCACCGCCUUCCCAGACUCCUCGGCGGUAGUGGGGCGGAUCUUCCAGAUGACGGUGCCAAACAAGAUGGAGGACGUUUACCUGGGGGACAUCGUCAAGAUCACAGAGAUGGGAAAGGACUCGCUCCCCGCCUGGCUGCACUGGGACGCCAGCAGCCGAGUCCUGCAGGGUCUGCCUCUGGAGGAGGACAAGGGCGUCCAUUACAUCUCGGCAUCCAUCUCCAACCACACAAAGUCCUCGUCUUCCUCUGAGGUGUUCUCCAUCGAGGUUCACCCUGAAGACCAUCUGGACCCGGACUCGGCCCAGCUGGCGUCCAACCAGGCCUCGGGGGAAGACGACGCCCAGCCGUUCGCCUGUAGCAACGAGGAACCCGUCACGGUGCUCACGGUGAUCCUGGACGCCGAUCUGACCAAGAUGAGCUCCGAGCAGAGGGUGGAGCUCCUGGAUGACAUGCAGAGCUUCUCCAGGGUCGGCCUCCAGCACAUGAAGAUCCUCCCGGUGGUCAACAACCGGCUGUUCGACAUGUCUGCGUUCAUGGCCGGGCCGGGGAACGCCAAAAAGGUGGUGGAGAACGGCGCUUUGUUGUCGUGGAAGCUCGGCUGCUCCCUGGACCAGAGCACAGUCCCAGAUAUCAACAGUGUCCAGGGUCCUGCCAAAGAAGGCUCCAUGUCCGCCAAGCUGGGCUACCCGGUGGUGGGGUGGCACAUCGCCAACAAGAAACCCCACGUCCCGAAGCGGGUGAGGCGCCAAUUAAACAACACCCCCACCCCUGUCCUGGCAGUGGUUCCUCCAACAACCAUAGUGGAGCCUCCGGUGCGGAUUAUUCCAACCAUCUCCUCUCCCUCUAUUGCUGCACCAACUGAAAGCUCCGCCCCCCCUGUGAGAGGUCCCGUUCCCCUCCCAGGCAAGCCUACAAUUAGAGUUCGUGACCCCAUUAACCAUACCCCCACCAUGGGACCCCCUCAACCAACCAGGGUAAUGGAAACCACCAGCACUGUUCCAAUCCAGCCAACCAUGACCAGGCCGACUUUUGUGGAGGCCACUGCUACACCACCUUCACCAACGAGAAGACCUACCAAGAAACCCAAGAGACCCAAAACCACACCGGUGCCAAGAGAGACAAAGACCUCCACAGCCAAGCCGUCCAGGCGCACAACACCAUCCCCGGCCGUUGUCCCGGAUCCAUUUAAUGAGAAACCGGUCCUGCGUAACCCAAUCGACCAGGUCAAUGCUUUGGUGGGCACCUAUUUCGAAGUAAAGAUCCCAUCGGAUACAUUCUUUGAUAAAGAGGACGGGACAACUGACAAGCUGCGACUGACUUUGAGACAGAACCACAAUGAAGUGGUUGGAGAGGGCUCGUGGAUCCAGUUCAACACCACCAGCCAACUGCUCUACGGCCUGCCCGAUGCCCAGCAUGUGGGGAAACACGAAUACUUCAUGCAGGCAACCGACAAAGGUGGCCUGAAAGCGAUUGACGCCAUAGAGGUCCGCGUGAACCGCUGGCCCGCCAACGACAAGACACCCGUGAUCUUUACGGCCCGGUUUGAAGGGGAGCCGCGUUCAAUUACAAUCGACAUCCACAAGAAGAUCCUUCUGGUGAAAAAGCUGGCGUACGCACUUGGGGACCGCAACAGCAGUACAGUCAGUCUGCGUAACAUCACCAAAGGGUCCAUUGUGGUGGAGUGGACUAACACGAGCCUCCCACAUCACCCUUGUCCAAAGGAACAGCUCACAGUGAUGAGCAGGACGCUCGCCAGUGCUGACGGAAAACCCUCGCCGAAGUUGAGGGACUUCAUGGAACCUGAAUUCCGACCAUUGGAUGUCAAGGUCAAGGGAAGGGCAAGCUGCAGAACCUAUUCCUUCAUCCCGCCUGGAGAGAUUGAAAUACCAGAGCCUCCAGCAGUCACUCCAGCUCUGGGAACCGGCCGGCAGAGCACAGACGACGUCUAUCUCCACACGGUCAUUCCUGCCGUGGUCGUGGCGGCCAUCUUGUUGAUAGCGGGCAUCAUUGCGAUGAUCUGCUACAGGAAGAAACGAAAGGGCAAGCUGACCAUCGAGGACCAGGCCACCUUCAUCAAAAAAGGGGUGCCGAUCAUCUUCGCCGACGAGCUCGAUGACUCCAAGCCACCUCCAUCUUCCAGUAUGCCCUUGAUUCUGCAGGAAGAGAAGCCCCCACUCCCGCCGCCGGAGUACCCCAACAUGGCCACGCCAGAGACCACGCCCCUGAACCAGGAACUGCUCGGGGAGUACACAGCUCUGCGGGACGAGGACCCCAACGCGCCUCCCUACCAGCCGCCGCCUCCCUUCACCACUCCCAUGGAGGGCAAGGGUUCACGUCCCAAGAACAUGACCCCCUACAGAUCGCCACCCCCCUACGUGCCACCUUAAGACUCGUUUAACCCUCCUCCGAUCGGGUGGAGGGACCGGAUGCCUGAGGAACAGUGACGGUUUUCAUUCUGGUGUUGGUCUGUCUGGACAUUUACAGGGAGAGAUGACAAGAGGUGCUAAAAUACAAAACAGCUACAGGGGACUUUGGCUUUGGGGGGGGAGGGGGAGAGAGUUUUUUUUCUUUUUUUUUACAGUAAACGUAUGGGAGGAUUGGUUGAAACAGCUGGGAGGAACUACUGUUUUAGUGGUAGCCCAGCUACUACAGUGGCCUAAGACAAAUUGUCGUCCUGUUGUCUUUUUGGAUCGACCGGUUGGUCAGAAGCGACGAUGGAGAUCGGGAGACGAGCUCUCUUUUCCCAGCCUUUCAUUUGUUUCUCUGUUCAUUUAAAACACAGUUUUUCAUCAUCAUCCCAUUAUAAGUCUUUCUUUUCUGGACUGAAUCGUUUGCCUAACAACUCGUCUUUUGGUCUUGCUUUUUAAAAUAAAACGAGAAGACAGUGGACUGCCAGCGGUGCACUGCAGGCGACAACCUUCGUUGUUUUUUUUAAAUAACGAGAGGGGGAUUCUUUGAAUUUGAAAAAAGAUCUCGCAAGGAUCUCAGAUCAGCCCUGCAGACAACACAAGAGAAUGGGAGGCCGAGGUGUGUGUGUGUGUGUGUGUGUGUGUGUGUGUUGUGUGUGUGGUGUGUGUGUGUGUGUAUUCCGAUUCAAUACGGUUUGCCUUUUAACACUUGUCUGUUUAUAUCCUUAAUCACAGUGUCUAUUAAAGAUGAAUGAAUAACAAGGUAGCCUAAAAAAAGAUUUAGAGAAUAAUAAUAAUUAAUUUGUUUUAGUUUUUUUGGUUUUAAAAUUCAUUGUAUAUCUGGGAGAUGUUCUGUUAGAUUGGGUUAUAUUUUCUUGGUGGUGGGAGAAAGGGACUGCUUCGCUAAAAUAACCUGCAGAGUCUUUUUUUCCUGUUUUUGGUAGAACGUCUACCGUCCGUUAGAUGAAAAUCUUCCCUUCCUCUCGGUUUCCCCCGUCCCGUCCGCUGUGAGAAAGCUGGGUGGGAUGGGGGUUGAAGUGAGAAAACACGACGCACCGUUUUUGUCACGAAAGAGAUUAAAUAAAGAACCUGUAAAUGCAGAGUUUUGAUGUGGAUUUGGAUGCAAAAUUUAUACUUUUAUGCAGAUUUUAGUCCAUGUAAUUUGACGUCAGUUUGGCGACAGUGUUACAAAACUCCGGUAAAAGUGAAAUGCCAUGUCUAGAGCUGCACUAUACUCAACUAUUUUAAAGUCAAACUUCUCAAAUGUCACGUCCCAAAGGCCCAACACAGUUUUAAGUGCACAUCCCUCACAGUGUGUUGCUUUUAUUAUGUGUCUGAGUGGACAAAUAUGACAUGCGGAGUUCCCCAAGGUUCCAUUCUGGGUCCUCUACUGUUUAAUCGGUUUGAGUUAAAUACUUUGCUUGCAGCUUGUUGAAUGAAUAUCUUUGAGUUGUGGACAAAACAAGACAUUGGAGGACAUCAUCUUGUGCCCCCCCCCCUCCCCCCCACCACCCUUUUCUGACAUUUUAUGAACCAAACAACUAAUCCAAUAAGAUUAAUCGAGAACGAACAUCAUCGUGAGUUGCAGCUCUAAACAUGUCUUUAGUUUUCUACAUCCAUACAGUACCUUCAUUAACAGGAAAAGGACCCCUUCAGUUUAUUUUGGACCAGGGAUAAUUCUUUUUUUAUGUAAUGAAGCAGUCCUCCCCCCCCCCCCCCCCCCCCACGUCAGCGGAGGACAUUAGCGUGCCAUAGAGACCGUCCCAGAUGGGAUUGUACAGAAACAUUUUAGAGGAGAUGAUUGAGAUUUAGAAGGAAGAAAGUACUUUGAAGUUCAACAAUUUUUGCUCGCUGAAAAAACGGUCAAAAAAAAAAAUCUCCUUCUAAUUUUUUUACCAAGUUUUUGAUACAGACUCAAAUUGUUUGAUUUAUUAAAAGAAAAACAACCUGAUUAAUAAUGAUUAGUCUUUUGUGAUUUAUAAAAUCUUAGCCUAGAAGUUCGACUAUGAUUCAAUUAUGUACGCGUUCUUUUUUUGUUUUUCUUUUGUGUCACGGGUCACGUAUUUCAAGUGUUUUAUUUCAUUGUUUGUGUAUGCAUGUGUGUAUGUAUGUGUCUGUGUGUGUGCGUGUGUGUCUGUGUGUGUGUGUGUGUGUCUGUGUGUGUGUGUGUCUGUGUGUGUGUGUCUGUGUGUGUGUGUGUGUGCAUAUCGAAAUGUAUCUCCCACUAUACAAAGAUGGAAUGACCCAUAUUUUAUGUAAUCACACAGUUUAUUUUUAUGUCCUGUUAUGUUUGCUAAUGAGUUUCAACUGAAAGUGACCCUUUGCAAUAAUAAUGUGAGGCGCGGUUGACGCAGCUCGACUGACUCGUAUUGUCAUAAUAUUGUUGGUUUUUUGCAGAAUGCCAAGGCUUUUUUGCUUAUCAAGUGUGCAUUGUCAUAAUAAAACCAACUGGUACG